Molecule: messenger RNA, 513 nt
Organism: Poecilia latipinna (sailfin molly)
Lineage: Eukaryota; Metazoa; Chordata; Actinopteri; Cyprinodontiformes; Poeciliidae
Product: carbonyl reductase [NADPH] 1-like
Exons: 3
Coding region: 1-423 (140 amino acids)
Molecular function (GO): carbonyl reductase (NADPH) activity
Source: RefSeq, a predicted model, not a curated record
AUGUUGACCAAAGUUGCCGUGGUGACAGGAAGCAACAAGGGAGUGGGACUAGCCGUCGUCCGAGCGCUCUGCAAACAGUGGCAGGGGGACGUCUACCUCACCGCUAGAGAUGUUGGUCGAGGUCAGGCGGCCGUAGAGUCUCUGGCCUUGGAGGGGCUGAAGCCCCUGUUUCACCAGCUGAACAUCAACGACCUGAACAGCAUUAAAACAGCUGCUGCUUUCUUCAAGGAGAAGUACGGAGGAGUGGACAUCCUAAUUAAUAACGCCGCGAUAGCGUUCAAAGCUGCAGACACGACUCCAGUGGCUGUCCAGGCAGAAGUGACCCUACGGACUAACUUCUUUGCUUCCAGAGAUGUCUUGACUCAUUUCCUGCCGCUCAUCAAACCAGGAGGUACAAACACACCGCUUCAUCUGAAGAAGUGAGAUACCAGCUCCUCCCUCACAGGAACUCAUUAAAGGUUCAGCUCAUGUUCAAGUGAGCCAAAUUAUCUUUAGCUCUUUUUGUCGGAAAAG